Messenger RNA from Aspergillus clavatus NRRL 1, 819 nucleotides. RefSeq lists its product as uncharacterized. The transcript has a single exon. NCBI's taxonomy places the organism in Eukaryota, Fungi, Ascomycota, Eurotiomycetes, Eurotiales, Aspergillaceae. The record is from RefSeq and is a predicted model, not a curated record. The coding region runs from base 1 to 819 and encodes 272 amino acids.
AUGAGGUUUCUUACCUGGACCGUUGCCCUCCUCUCUGCGGCCUGUGUUCAGGCCAACGAAUGGCACGCGUACUACCGCCUGACCAGCGAUGCCUAUCAAGCCAAAUUCAAUGACCUUGUCGGCCAGGGCUGCCGUCUGAAUUCCGUCAGUGGCUACGAACGCAGCGGCCAGGCCAAUUACGCCGUCAUCUUUGAGAAGAAAUCGUCCGCUGCCUGGAAAUCGCACCAUGGCCUCACCUCCGAUGCCUACCAGAAGAAAUUCGACGAGUAUCGCAGCCAGGGAUACCGCGUCGUGCAGGUCAACGGCUAUACCGUCAAGGGCAAGGACUAUUACGCGGCCAUUUGGGACAAAUCGCCCUCCGCCGGCUGGAUCACACGCCAUGGCAUGUCCGCCGACGGUAUGCAACAGUACUUUGACGACUAUCUCAAACAGGGCUACAGACUCACCCACGUGAGUGGCUACGAGCUCAAGGGAGAAGAACGGUUUGCGGCCAUCUGGGAGAAGACGAGCGACAAGAUCGCCUGGCAGUCGUACGCCAAUCUCACCUCUGCCGAGUACCAGUCACGAUUUGACAAGUACGUGAAGCAAGGAUACCGCCUCGUCGAUGUGGAUGGAUACCAGGUGGAUGAUCAUGUUUACUAUGCGGCCAUUUGGGACAAGUCGCCCUCCGGAGCUUGGGUUGCUCGCCACGGAUUGGAUUCGCCGUCUUUUCAAGCUGCCUUUGACAAGUACAAGAAGGAGGGUUAUGUUCUUCGGGCUUUUAGUGGAUACAAUGCUGGGAAGGAAGAUCGCUAUGCUGGUCUCUGGGUGAAGCCUUAG